CCGGUCGCGCUGCCUCCCCGCCGCGCCCCCAGCUGGCGCCCGCAAGUGCAGCAGCCGCGCGCCCAGCACCCCGGGCCUCGGCGGGGAGAUGGACGGCCUGUCGGUGAGCUCGUCCUCCACCGGCUCCCUGGGCUCGGCGGCCGGGGCGGGCGGCGGGGGCGCGGGGCUGCGGCUGCUGUCAGCCAACGUGCGCCAGUUGCACCAGGCGCUGACGGCACUGCUGAGCGAGGCGGAGCGGGAGCAGUUCACGCACUGCCUGAACGCUUACCACGCGCGCCGCAACGUCUUCGACCUGGUGCGCACCCUGCGCGUCCUGCUGGACAGCCCGGUCAAGCGGCGCCUGCUGCCCAUGCUGCGCCUCGUCAUCCCGCGCUCCGACCAGCUGCUCUUCGACCAGUACACUGCCGAGGGCCUCUACCUGCCCGCCAACACCCCCUACAGGCAGCCCGCCUGGGGCGGCCCCGACGGCAGCGGGCCUGGCCUGCCGGGCGAGGUGCGCCUGGUGAGCCUGCGGCGCGCCAAGGCCCACGAGGGCUUGGGCUUCAGCAUCCGUGGGGGCUCGGAGCACGGCGUGGGCAUCUACGUGUCGCUGGUGGAGCCAGGCUCUCUGGCUGAGAAGGAAGGGCUGCGAGUUGGGGACCAGAUUCUGCGUGUCAACGACAAAUCCCUGGCCCGGGUGACCCAUGCCGAGGCCGUCAAGGUCAAUCUGGUGCUGGAAGAUGGACGGUCCCUGGGCCUCACCAUCCGAGGGGGAGCUGAGUAUGGCCUGGGCAUUUACGUCACCGGCGUGGACCCAGGCUCUGAAGCAGAAAGCAGCGGGCUCAAGGUUGGAGAUCAGAUCCUGGAGGUGAAUGGUCGGAGCUUCCUCAACAUCCUGCACGAUGAGGCUGUCAAGCUGCUCAAGUCAUCUCAGCACCUCAUCCUGACAGUCAAGGACAUCGGGAAACUACCCCACGCACGUACCACUGUGGAUGAAACCAAGUGGAUUGCCAGUUCCCGCAUUGGGGACCCCACCACAAACUCAGCAGGGUUUCCAGGGGAUCUCACAGCAGAAGGGACAAGCAAGCCAGGAUUUUACAAGGGGCCUGCUGGCUCUCAGGUAACCCUGAGCAGCCUUGGCAACCAGACCCGCCUGCUGCUGGAGGAGCAGGCACGGCACCUGCUGAAUGAGCAAGAGCGUGCCACCAUGGCCUAUUAUCUGGAGGAGUACCGCCGAGGCAGUGUCUCUGUGGAAGCCCUGGUCAUGGCCCUGUUCGAGCUGCUCAACACUCAUGCCAAGUUCUCACUUCUCUCUGAGGUGAGAGGCACUGUCUGCCCCCAAGACCUGGACCGCUUCGAUCAUCUGGUGCUGAGGCGAGAAAUUGAAUCCAUGAAGGCUCGGCAGCCCGCAGGUCCUGGGGCCGGGGACACCUACUCCAUGGUUUCCUGCAGCGACACUGGUUCAUCCACAGGCAGCCACGGCACCUCCACCACCGUCAGUUCCGCCAGGGAGCGGCUGCUGUGGCUUAUAGACCUGAUGGAGAAUACCCUGGACUUGGAGGAAACGGGUGAGGCUGUCCGUGGCAACAGCAAUGCUCUCCCUGAUAUUUCUCUGGAUGAUGUCAAGUCCACAGCCGAGGGGAUGCCCAACUUCAAGCUGCCACCCCCACCUCCAUCUCUGGUCCAAGGCCACGAGCGACCACACUCCCAGCCCAGGAAGUCUGGGCGAGACGACCUCCAGCCACCUUCCUCUGCCUCUUCCCACUCAGGCAUCAUUUUCUCUGCUCCACGGAACUGCAGCCCGCCGUCGGGUGCUGCACCCACCCCAAAGCCCCCCUCUGCACAGGACUCUCCCUCCUCCCCCAUCUAUGCCUCCAUCACCCCUGCUAACUCUGGCUCCAAGAGGCCCCUGGAUGCCCAUCUGGCCCUGGUCAAUCAACAUCCCAUCGGUCCCUUCCCGCGGGUCCAGUCACCCCCACACCUGAAGACCCCCCCUGCAGAGAACACCCUGAAUGGGGGAUGCCUUCCACCACCUUCCCCCUCCAGCCACCCAGAGCAGUCUGGCACCAACCAGCACUUUGUCAUGGUGGAGGUGCACCGGCCCGACAGCGAGCCUGAUGUGAAUGAAGUGAGGGCACUCCCCCAGACACGCACAGCUUCCACACUCUCUCAGCUCUCGGACAGUGGGCAAACGCUGAGUGAGGACAGUGGUGUGGAUGCCGGCGAGGCAGAAGCCAGUGUCCCAGGUCGGGGCAGGCAGAUAUCAUCCACCAAGAGCAAAAGUAGUAAGGAGCCACCUCCUCGGAACGAAAGGACCACAGAGGGGGCCUCCAAACCACCGGGACUCCUGGAACCCACAUCCACCCUGAUCCGCGUGAAGAAAAGCGCAGCCACCCUGGGCAUCGCCAUCGAGGGUGGUGCCAAUACCCGCCAGCCCCUGCCCAGGAUCGUCACAAUUCAGCGAGGUGGUUCGGCCCACAACUGUGGGCAGCUCAAGGUGGGCCACGUGAUCCUGGAAGUGAAUGGACUGACGCUGCGGGGCAAGGAGCACCGGGAGGCUGCAUGCAUCAUCGCAGAGGCCUUCAAGACCAAGGAGCGGAACUACAUCGACUUCCUGGUCACGGAGUUCAAUGUGAUGCUCUAGAGGCCCAGGGCCUCCCACUGCUGCCCAGCCCUUCGCCCCUAUCCCUCCUCCAUCCCAGCACUAGCCAGCCCCUACAAGGGUCAGGACUGCAUGGCCAGGGUAGCAAAAGAUAACCCCCCACAGGCACACACUCCGCUCCUUCCCGGCCCACUGGACCCCAACCGGGAAAAGAGAGUCAGGUGAGGUGGCUGACACACAUUAGGUGCUCAGUGCAAGUGUGGGCAGUGUGGAGUCAAAGGGCAGGGCAUCUGAGUGUUGACCACACCUUUACCUGAGACUUGCCAGGAUCUAGACCCUAGCUCAGAUGGAGGCACUGCUGCUCCCUACCUGCUAGAAGCAGGCUCACCCCCAGCUGCCUGAACCUCUGUCUGGAGUGAGGUCACAGGAGAGUCAGAGGGCACCGCCCCCAGCCAAGGGAGACCUUGCAGGACCUUUAGUGCCACAGAUAAGCUCAAGCACCUCCCCACACCCCACCCCUUCCUCCUGGUUCCUUAUCUGUCCUGGUGAUUAUUAUUUAUUUCUCCAAGGCCCCAGCUUCCCACUGUACCUCCCAGCCUACCCCCAGAGGCCUUGCAGGCAACCAGUGGCAUCCAUGUAUUUAUAUACAGAGCUUAUGACUUUAAUUUUUCAAUAAAGAAAUCUGAACAAGGUGAAA
This is a messenger RNA of Erinaceus europaeus (western European hedgehog), 3278 nucleotides long. RefSeq names its product whirlin (gene WHRN). Gene Ontology annotation, cellular component: stereocilium tip; stereocilia ankle link complex; plasma membrane. Lineage: Eukaryota; Metazoa; Chordata; Mammalia; Eulipotyphla; Erinaceidae. The coding region runs from base 89 to 2623 and encodes 844 amino acids. Gene Ontology annotation, molecular function: protein binding. The record is from RefSeq and is a predicted model, not a curated record. The transcript is spliced from 12 exons. Gene Ontology annotation, biological process: sensory perception of sound; auditory receptor cell stereocilium organization.